Molecule: messenger RNA, 3168 nt
Organism: Drosophila grimshawi
Lineage: Eukaryota; Metazoa; Arthropoda; Insecta; Diptera; Drosophilidae
Gene: aralar1
Product: calcium-binding mitochondrial carrier protein Aralar1
Exons: 10
Coding region: 479-2509 (676 amino acids)
Biological process (GO): aspartate transmembrane transport; L-glutamate transmembrane transport; malate-aspartate shuttle
Molecular function (GO): L-aspartate transmembrane transporter activity; calcium ion binding; L-glutamate transmembrane transporter activity
Source: RefSeq, a predicted model, not a curated record
UUUGAUUCAGAACGGAAAAGUGACGCGUCGCAAACGCACGACUCGCUAGCUGAACAACAGAGAAUCGCGAUUUGCUCGUUCAAAUAGAUAAGUUCGAAAAUUUUUCAGAUAUAGAUGCGUACAUACAUGCAUACAUAAGUAAUAUCUAUACAUAUGCGUAUAUAUAUGUCUGUGCAUAAAUAGAGAGCAAUCGUCGGAAAAUUCAGAUUAAUCGUUGGGCCUGGAAGUCGAUUUGGCAAUAAAAGCAGCAGUUUUGCACACUCGGCACUCGCGGCAACAGUUGGCCAGUUGAUGAGCGGUGUAAACAAAGCUAGCCCAUAAAUUAGCUAAGCUACGCGAUAUCCAGCAAACUGAAAACAAAUGUGCAAGAUUACGAGUGUUUUAAUUUAAAUAAUAAUUCGCUGACUUCUGAAGUGCAACAAGUGUUUGAAAAGACUGUUUCAAUUGUGUUCAUUUAAUUUACAAAACGAAAAGAAAAAUGGAAGAGACUCCGUCAUUACUGAAGCGCGCCGGCACCGAUAAACUGCGCGAUGUCUUCCUGAAGUACGCCUCACUGCAAAAGGAUGGCGAUCAUUUUAUGACCAGUGAGGAUUUUGUGCGCAAGUUUCUCGGCCUGUUCACAGAUACAGCAUUCAAUGAUGAAUCGGUGCGUCUGCUGGCCGGCAUUGCGGACACUAGCAAAGAUGGACUCAUCUCAUUCUCGGAGUUUCAAGCAUUCGAGGGUUUGCUCUGCGCCCCCGAUGCGCUCUAUAGAACCGCUUUUCAGCUGUUCGAUCGCCAGGGCAAUGGCACCGUAUCCUAUGCUGAUUUCGCUGAUGUCGUACAAAAAACCGAACUGCACUCAAAGAUACCUUUUAGCUUAGACGGCACAUUUAUCAAACGCUACUUUGGUGAUAAGAAGCAACGGCUUAUUAAUUAUGCUGAAUUCACGCAAUUGCUGCACGAUUUUCACGAGGAGUACGCAAUGGAGGCAUUCCGUAGCAAAGAUCCAGCUGGCACUGGAUUCAUAUCCCCCCUAGAUUUUCAGGAUAUAAUUGUUAAGGUUAAGCGGCAUUUACUCACGGCCGACGUCAAGGAUAAUUUGGUGGCGGUCACUGAGGGUCACAAAGUGAGCUUCCCGUAUUUCAUUGCAUUUACCUCGCUGCUCAACAACAUGGAGCUGAUCAAGCAGGUAUACCUCUAUGCCACCAAGGGCAAUCGCACCGAGACGGUCACCAAGGAUCAGCUGCUCUACGCGGCACAGACAAUGAGUCAGAUCACCCCCCUGGAAAUUGACAUUCUGUUCCAAUUGACGGGCGCCGUCAAUCAACCGGGCCGCAUCGACUACGGCGAUCUGAGUAACAUUGCACCCGAGCAUUACACGAAGCAUAUCACUCAUCGUCUUGCCGAGAUCAAGGCUGUUGACAGUCCCAACGAUCGUUCAGCUGUUAUUCAGGUGCUGGAAGCCGUAUAUCGCUUUACACUGGCCUCCUUUGCGGGCGCCACUGGCGCCACGGUGGUCUAUCCCAUUGAUCUGGUCAAGACACGCAUGCAGAAUCAACGCACUGGCUCCAUGAUUGGUGAGAUUGCGUAUAGAAACUCCUGGGACUGUUUUAAGAAGGUAAUCCGGCACGAGGGCGUCUUGGGUCUCUAUCGCGGCCUGCUGCCCCAGCUGAUGGGCGUCGCACCGGAGAAGGCCAUCAAGCUGACGGUGAAUGAUUUUGUGCGCGACAAUUUUACCGACAAAAGGGGCAAUAUUCCUGUGUGGGGUGAGGUGGUUGCCGGCGCCUGUGGUGGUGCUGCCCAGGUGAUAUUUACCAAUCCGCUGGAGAUUGUCAAGAUUCGUCUGCAGGUGGCCGGCGAGAUAGCGGGCGGUUCCAAGAUAAGUGCCCUCUCCGUUGUCCGCGAACUUGGCUUCCUGGGUCUAUACAAGGGGGCCAAGGCGUGCCUGUUGCGCGACGUGAACUUCUCGGCGAUCUAUUUCCCAACGUAUGCGCACACAAAAGCGGCGCUGGCCGACAAGGAUGGCUACAAUCAUCCGCUAUCUCUGCUCGCCGCUGGCGCCAUUGCUGGCGUCCCCGCUGCCUCGCUGGUCACGCCCGCCGAUGUGAUCAAGACGCGACUCCAGGUCGCCGCACGCACGGGCCAAACCACCUACACGGGCGUCUGGGAUGCCACCAAGAAGAUCAUGGCCGAGGAGGGGCCACGUGCCUUCUGGAAGGGCACUGCCGCUCGCGUCUGCCGCUCGUCGCCGCAGUUUGGUGUCACCUUGGUGACCUACGAGCUGCUGCAGCGUCUGUUCUACGUUGACUUUGGCGGCAAUCAGCCGAAGGGAUCACAUGGCACCAAUCUUGCAGUACCGCUGGAUAGCACACUGAGUCGAAUGCAGCCCAAUGCGGAUCACAUUGGUGGCUACCAUGCGGCUGUGCCACUACUGACGGGCAUCGAGUCAAAGUUCGGAUUGUACCUGCCUCGCUUUGGACGUGGUGCCGCCGCUUCUGCCACAGCUGGCACAGCGACCGGUUCAUGAUUGUAUUGGCGCCAUCGCCUGCAUAGCGCGAGUUAGGUCUAAAGUUGUACAGUUGUAGCCAUAGAUAGAUAUAUAUAUUUAUAUAUAGCUAUAUAGGCAAACAGUCGAAAUUGUUAUAGAUCAGCUAUCUUGAUCAGUUAUAGAUUAUAGGUUUAGUUUUUGCUAGGAUGAGCUAAAAACACUCACUAACAAUCAAUCGAGCUAUACUGAAAACUGUUCAAUGCAUCUGGUCUAUUCUAGAUUAAUCAAGAAAUCAUUUCUUACCAACAACUUAUUGUAAUAAACUUGUAUACAUAAAUAUAUAUACAAAUAUAUAUAUAGUAAUAUUGCAGACAUUUAUGGCACACAAUUGACAGCAACUGAUCUACCUACACUAGAAACGAGAUCCUGUAUGAAAUGAUAUGAUGAUGAUACUAUAAUUGUUUUUUGUAAACUUUUUUAACUAGAUGCCUAGCAUAAAGUCAAAACAAAACAAAACAAAUCAAAGAAAUUCACUGAAAGUCUACUUUUGCACUCAAUGAUCUAUUUAAGCGUAAAAACCUUUUAAUCUUAGUCCGAAUUUGUUCAACAGUUAUAAAGGAAAAAUGCAAUGAAUUACCUCUUAGCUAAUAAAUUCGAAUGAAUACAAUUAAAAUAUAUACAACAAUUUAAAAAGCCAC